AUGACUCUGAAUUGCCCGGCUCAGCUCUGCCCACGAGCAGCCGGCCCAAUCUGCCAGCAGCGGUUCUUGUGUUCUGGCGACACUGCCGAGACCCAGGAGCGGCCACUGGUGCAGGCCCAGGAAACCGUCUCGGUGACAUGUUGCCGGCCCGGCCAGCCUGCCUCCAGUAGGACAUACACUUUUGAAAGAGUCUAUGGGCCAGCAGAGUCCCAGGCAGCCGUGUUUGGAGAUGUGCGGCCCCUUCUCACCUCCCUCUUAGAUGGGUACAAUGUGUGCAUCAUGGCAUACGGGCAGACAGGCAGUGGGAAGAGCUACACCAUGCUGGGGCCAGGUGCCGCGGACUGGCCCGGGCUGCCCUCAGCCGCGCCUCGUGACCCCGGGGUCAUCCCCAGAGCUGCAGAGGAGCUCUUCAGGCUCAUCGCAGAAAACCCACCACGAAGCCCGAAGGUGGAAGUUUCCAUAGUGGAGAUUUAUAAUAAUGACAUCUACGACCUCCUGGCCAAGGACGGUUGCACGGCGGUGACUGGCGUCAGGCGCGGAGUGGUGACCACACCGGAGGGUCGGACGGAGGUGCCCCUGCUGACCUGUGUGACCGUCACCAGUGCCGUGGAGUUCGUGGGCUUCGUCCACAGAGGUCUGCAGCUGCGGGUGACACAUCCCACGCUGGUGCACGCAGACUCCUCCAGGUCACACCUAGUGGUCACGGCCACGCUGACCACGGCUGCUGUGCCGGGCAGCACUGGCCCCCAGCCCGGCCCAGCCACCCGCCGGGAGCCGGCCGGGCCCUCGAGGAGGCGUCGCGCCCCGCAGGAGGCCAGUGUGCCCGGCCGCGGGGGACGGCCGCAGGCGAGGCUGCAGCUGGUGGACCUGGCCGGGAGCGAAUGCGUGGGUGCAUCUGGGGUGACAGGCGUGGCUCUGAGGGAGGCCUCAUCCAUCAACCGGAGCCUCGCGGCCCUGGCCGACGUCCUGGGGGCCUUGUCCGAGGGCCGCAGCCACGUCCCGUACCGGAACAGCAAGCUCACCCGUCUGCUGCAGGACUCCAUUGGGGGUGACGCGAAGCUGCUGCUGCUGCUGUGCGUGUCCCCGGGGCCGCGGCAGGCCGCGGAGACGCUGCGGAGCCUGGGCCUCGGGGCCCGAGCGCGGCGAGCCGGGCGCGGAGGGGCCGCGCAGAGGCCUUCCUGCUCCCCGAUGGCGGAGGCCCCCCUCGCGUGCCGCGCCGGGCGCGUGGGCCCGGGAGAUGACACAGACACGCCGACGGGCGCCGGCUGCGGCUGGGCCUCGCAGGCCGGCAGGCGCGGAGGCCGUGCGGGGCCGCGCCGGCUCCCCGCAGCAUCGCUGCUCCGGGAGGCGCCGCGGCGCGGUGACCGCGGCCCAUCUGAGGCCCCGCGGGUUGCGGGAGCCCCGCCUGUGCGCACGCGGUGCCUGCCGGCCGCCGGCGCGGGAGGGGGAGGCGCGCCACGUCACGGAGUCACGCCGCGGGGGAGGCGCGCCACGUCACGGAGUCACGCCGCUGCGGAGGCGCGCCACGUCACGGAGUCACGCCGCGGGGGAGGCGCGUCACGUCACGGAGUCACGCCGCCGGGGAGGCGCGCCACGUCACGGAGUCACGCCGCGGGGGAGGCGCGCCACGUCACGGAGUGA
Molecule: messenger RNA, 1641 nt
Organism: Dipodomys spectabilis (banner-tailed kangaroo rat)
Lineage: Eukaryota; Metazoa; Chordata; Mammalia; Rodentia; Heteromyidae
Gene: Kif25
Product: kinesin family member 25
Exons: 11
Coding region: 1-1641 (546 amino acids)
Biological process (GO): microtubule-based movement
Cellular component (GO): kinesin complex; microtubule
Molecular function (GO): microtubule binding; ATP binding; microtubule motor activity
Source: RefSeq, a predicted model, not a curated record